Messenger RNA from Penicillium griseofulvum, 2592 nucleotides. Its product is annotated as putative pH signal transduction protein PalA. Gene Ontology annotation, molecular function: protein binding. The transcript is spliced from 7 exons. The coding region runs from base 1 to 2592 and encodes 863 amino acids. The record is from RefSeq and is a predicted model, not a curated record. Gene Ontology annotation, cellular component: endosome. Lineage: Eukaryota; Fungi; Ascomycota; Eurotiomycetes; Eurotiales; Aspergillaceae.
AUGGCGUCUAAUAUUCUCCAACUCCCGUUCCGGCGCUCCCAUCCCGUCUCGCUUUCCGAAGCAAUCGUCCAGUACAUCUCCUCCAAAUAUGACCAGCGCCCAGAUAUGUUUGCCGAGGAUCUGAUGAUCAUUGAUCGCCUACGAUCUGAGGCCGUGAAUGUCCAGGAACCGCAUUUUAGUGGCAUCAGUCGCCUGGUCACAUAUGCGGCCCAGCUGAAAUGGAUGAGUGGAAAGUUCCCAAUUGAUGUCGGAGUGGAUUUUUCGUGGUAUCCGGCUUUUGGGUUUAAUACGUCGCGGCCAGUUUCACAAAAUAAUUUGCGCUUCGAACUAGCGAACGUUAUAUUCAAUAUCGCCGCAUUAUACUCCCAGCUUGCAUAUGCGACCAACCGGACUACCGCCGAUGGACUCAAGCAGGCGUGCAACUACCUCUGCUCCGCCGCUGGAGUAUUGAGCCAUCUACGCACCGAAAUCAUCCCAGACCUUCGAACAUCGCCGCCGGAGGAUAUGGACGAAAUGACCCUUCAGAGUUUGGAGCUUCUUUUGCUCGGACAGGGGCAGGAGUGCUUCUGGCAGAAGGCCGUCAAAGAUGGACUGAAAGAUGUAUCUAUUGCAAAAUUGGCAGCCAAAGUGUCUGACUUCUACGGCGACGCAAGUGACUUGGCUGUCAAGUCUAAUGCAAUUAGUACAGACUGGAUUCACCAUAUGACUGCAAAGCAUCACCACUUUGCCGCUGCUGCUCAGUUCCGACAGGCGCUUGACUGCCUCGAGAAGCGCAAAUAUGGAGAAGAGGUCGCUCGACUGCGUGAUUGUUUGCUCUGUGUCGCCGAAGGGUUGAAAGAGCAGCGAUGGAUUAAUCGGACUGUUCUUGGCGACCUGACUGGAUUGAAGAGCCGUGUUGCGGAAGACCUUAAGCGCGCAGAGAAGGAUAAUGAUAUGAUCUACAUUAACCCUGUGCCGCCUAAGUCUGAACUCAAGACUAUCGAGCGUGCCAGCAUGGUUCUUGCCAAAGCUCCCUCACAGGUUACUGAUGCGAUCUCUAUGCUUGGCGAUAAUGGACCGUUGGGCCAGCCGCUGUUUUCAAAGUUAGUCCCAUACGCAGUUCACAUUGCCGCCAGUAUUUACACUGAUCGUCGAGACCGACUGGUUAACGAGACUCUCAUUGGAGAGUUAGAGUCCAUGACCGACAAGUUACGCGACUUGCUUUCAUCGCUCAACUUGCCAGGGUCGUUACAAGCGCUCGAGAAACCAUUAGGUCUUCCGCCCACGCUUGUGUCGCAUGCAGAAGAAAUGCGCCAACAAGACGGCCUGAAUCGCUUGCAUCGGUCUAUCGACGAUACUGCCAGAGUCAAAGGCAACGAUAUGGCUGUCUAUAAUGAAGGCGUUGAGCUUCUAGCAGCCGAAAAGGCCGAAGACCUUGCAUCCCGUCAUAAAUACGGCACUGAUCGCUGGACCCGCCUGACCUCGGAAUCCGCCGCGCCUAAGCUCUACAAGAGCUUGACCGAAAUCGACGGCUAUUUCACUUCCGCUCAGGGCAGUGACGACCUCGUCCAGCGCAAGCUGCGAGAUUCACGCUCUGUCUUCAUUGUUCUCACUGGCACGAAUCGGGACUUGGAAUCAUUUGUGCCUAGUAGCCGGAGGGUUGUGAUUCCACCAGAGGUUGAGCGCGAGGCUAAUCGGUUGCGUGGCUGUUUGAGCGAGGUGACUCGGAUGGAGAAUCGGCGAAGGCGGCGAAUUCAAACGUUGAAGGAGAAGGCUCGCGCCGAUGAUAUUCAUCCAGCACUUUUAGCACAGACAGCUCGAUUAGAGCGUGAAUUUCCCAUGCAGACUAUCCAAGCAAGCCAGUUCGAAGAUUUGUUCGAGGAGCAGCUGAAGCUGUAUGAUUCGGACCGUGAGAUUCUGGCACAGGAGCGGAGAGAGCAAGAUCAUCUUUCGGACCAGGUCCGAGAAGCUAACCGGGCAUUUACGGGGUCUCAUAAGGGUGAUGCGUCGACAAGGGAACGAGAAGCGGCGCUGCAGGAUCUGGAAAACGGAUACCUGAAGUACAAGGAGAUCAUUUCUAACCUCGAUGUCGGGCGAAAAUUUUACAAUGACCUUGCGAAGAUUGUGGCCCGAUUCCGCGACGACGCGAAGGCUUUUGUCCACCAGCGUCGCAUGGAGGCAAGCCAGCUGGAAGCAGAUAUUUCCAACGCUACAGCGAUGGCCUCACUGCAUAUUUCUCAGCCGCACUUGCGCCAACAACCUCAGGAGUCAGCCCGAACCCACCACUCUCCCUCAUACUCAGUUGCGCAGCCCGCCCAGUCACCAUCACAGCCACCCCCACCUGUUCACAACGCACGCACAGCUGAGACAGCAGCGCCGCUCACAGCACCUCAACCGGUGCGAGCGCCUGUAGCCCCACCCCCAGCUUCUACACCGAGCAUGCCCGGGGGUAUGCCGGGUAUGUGGGCACCCGAAAUGGGGAUUCGAUUCGGAUCCGCGGCUGCCCCUCCUAAUGCUACUCCUAACACAGGAGCUAGACCUGUCCCGAGCCAGCCCACCCGUGCCCCUCAGCCGGGAACCUGGGAUCCUAGCCAGGGACUGCGUUUCUCUUGA